UUCAGUGUUCAUUACAUAUGGUCAUCAUUUCCACCAAUUGCAAUGUUUAUCAUGUACAUUGUAAUGUUCUACAGUAUACGUUGUAAACGUCAACUUGCAUCAAAGAUUCAUUAUAAUCAAGAUGACUUGGUAAUAUCAAUGAAACGUAAACUGAAUGUGACGAAAAAUGGUGGUUAUGAGCGAUCUAUGCUAAUUCAAGCAGCAUUGACAUGUGGAAUAUUUGAAAUGAAUUUUAUUCUUUUUUAUUUUUUACCACCGUUUAUAAUUAAAAUAUUUGGUGAAAGAGCUCUUAUUCCAUUAAGAAUUUUCAUUAAUUGUUAUAUUAUCUUCAUUUAUGCUGCAUUACCCACUGUUUAUUUCCUCUGCAACAAUCGAGCUCGUAGAAUUUUAAAACAUUACUUCUUGCAGUUAAGAAAUUAA
Brugia malayi is the source of this 420-nucleotide messenger RNA. RefSeq lists its product as uncharacterized. The annotation marks the transcript as partial. NCBI's taxonomy places the organism in Eukaryota, Metazoa, Nematoda, Chromadorea, Rhabditida, Onchocercidae. The transcript is spliced from 2 exons. The record is from RefSeq and is a predicted model, not a curated record.